Messenger RNA from Mizuhopecten yessoensis (Yesso scallop), 928 nucleotides. RefSeq names its product cysteine and glycine-rich protein 1-like. Lineage: Eukaryota; Metazoa; Mollusca; Bivalvia; Pectinida; Pectinidae. Gene Ontology annotation, cellular component: cytoplasm. Gene Ontology annotation, biological process: actin cytoskeleton organization. The transcript is spliced from 6 exons. The record is from RefSeq and is a predicted model, not a curated record. Bases 128 to 676 code for a protein of 182 amino acids.
GAGUUAACAGUUUGGUAUCGUGUGCAAAAAAUGCUGCGCAAUAACAUUAGGUCCAGCACCCAUACUUCCCCAUAGUUGAACAUUCACACACCUACUGGAACCGAUAGUCACCCUAUAGAUUAGUACAAUGCCAUUCAAACCUCCAGAGCAGGCCAAGUGUCCGAAGUGUGGAAAGUCCGUAUAUGCUGCCGAGGAAAGAAUUGGAGCAGGACAGAAAUGGCACAAGUUCUGUUUCGUCUGCGGUGUAUGCAGCAAGAUGCUCGACAGCACCACCGUAGCAGCACAUGACGGUUUAGUGUAUUGCAAGAACUGCCACGGCAAGAGCUUCGGACCUAAGGGAUAUGGCUUCGGUGGCGGAGCCGGUGCUCUUAGCACGGAAACCGGCGCUCAGCACGGCGUAAAGAAGGGAGAAAUGAGUAACAAGCCUACCGAGGGUCAUGUUGGAGUCUCCACCGGUCCGGGUCCCCAUUGCCCCAGAUGUGGAAAGACCGUCUACGAAAACGAGAAGGCAAUUGGCCUCAGUAUCGCUUUUCAUAAAAGCUGCUCCAAAUGUAAGUCAUGUAAUAAAAGCAUCGACUACAAUACCAUGUCCGAACACGAAGGGGACAUAUACUGCAAAGGAUGCUAUGCGAAGAAUUUCGGACCCCAUGGAUUUGGUGUUGGUUCAUUGGCCUAAAUAUCACAUCACGUCACAAAAUCCCUUCGGACCUUUCCCCUUCCAUCUGACCGAUCCAAAACACGCGAGGUGUGUAGAUAGAUUAGUACGUGAUAGGUUACCCCCGCCUAGUCCCAGAUAGAUGUGUAGAUAUAGAAACAACACGGAUAAGUCUAUAUUUAUAAAAACCUUGAAUGAGUCAUUUGUUUGUGUCAUUGUCAAUAAAAAAGAGUAAAUAAAUGAAAAUGCAUACAUUACCUGAUACAAUUUGAA